This is a messenger RNA of Lolium perenne, 1099 nucleotides long. RefSeq names its product probable cytokinin riboside 5'-monophosphate phosphoribohydrolase LOGL9. Gene Ontology annotation, molecular function: hydrolase activity, hydrolyzing N-glycosyl compounds. The record is from RefSeq and is a predicted model, not a curated record. Gene Ontology annotation, biological process: cytokinin biosynthetic process. Gene Ontology annotation, cellular component: nucleus; cytosol. NCBI's taxonomy places the organism in Eukaryota, Viridiplantae, Streptophyta, Magnoliopsida, Poales, Poaceae.
CCUCCAAGUUGAAGCUUCCUUAGUAUAUUCCUUGGCCGCCCCACCACACAAACAGUCCUCACACGAGCGCGCACGGCACCACGCGCUAUAUCGUCGCCAAGCCCUAGCUAGCAGCAGGGAGGCAUGCAGAGCGGCGGUGGUGCGACGAUGGAGGACACAGCGGCGGCUGCCAAGGGAGGUGGCGAGGGCGGCGUGGAGGUGGAGGUGGAGGAGGGUCCUCGGUUCCGGCGGGUGUGCGUGUUCUGCGGGAGCAGCUCCGGGAAGCGGAGCAGCUACCGGGACGCCGCCGUCGAGCUCGGCAAGGAGCUGGUAGCUCGUAAGAUGGAUCUGGUGUACGGAGGGGGCAGCCUGGGCCUCAUGGGGGAGGUCUCCGAGGCCGUCCACAACGCCGGCGGCCAUGUCAUCGGCGUCAUACCCACCACUCUCAUGGGCAAGGAGAUCACGGGGGAGACGGUGGGGGAGGUGGUGGCGGUGUCGGGGAUGCACCAGCGCAAGGCGGAGAUGGCGCGCAACGCCGACGCCUUCAUCGCGCUCCCUGGCGGCUACGGCACCCUCGACGAGCUGCUGGAGGUCAUCGCCUGGGCGCAGCUCGGCAUCCACACCAAACCUGUGGGUCUUCUGAACGUGGAGGGGUACUACGACUUCCUGCUGGCCUUCAUCGACAAGGCGGUGGACGACGGCUUCAUCAGGCCUGCCCAGCGCCACAUCUUCGUCAGCGCGCCCCACGCCAGGGACCUCGUCCACAAGCUUGAGGAGUACGCGGCGGUAGAGGAGGAUGACCCGGCGACGCCGAAGCUGCGGUGGGAGAUGGAGCAGGUCGGCUACAGCAAGACGCUCCUCGCCGAGGUCGCUCUUUGAGCCACUCGAUCUACCCUUACUGCAUUGCUGGCCCGAUAGUGGUUUAUUUAGUGACACGUGAAGAUUAGUACGAAUGGAGAAUAUUCCUCUGCCUACAUGCACACGCACGCUUUUUUCUGUUUAAUUAGUUCCUCAACUAUUUAAUUAAGUUGGUUUUACUUGACCUCUCUUGGCAGACGCCUGACGGAGUAGUGUAACCGUCUAGUAGUGUGUGUUUCUAGUUUGAGGUGUGCUCGGAUUA